UUCUUACCGAGAGUGCACGCACGAUCGAUAUAGAUCGCUCAACGUAUUCGUUUUCGAAUCAUUCGUUUAAAAACGGGGUAGUUUUUAACAGUGGCGCAUUGUAGGGUUGGGACUUAUAAGAUAGUGUGGGACUCAGUGGCUUGUUUUAGUGGUUGUUGAUUAAUUCAGUGAGGACGUCUCUAAUUUAAGUAUAUUCAAAAAUGGCGGACUUCACAUUCGCCAACGCGACGCAGGAGAAUGCGUUCUCAGAGAUGGUCAGCGACCAUUUGAAGGGGAUCGGCAGAAUGUUCUACAUCCACUCCCCUAAAGACACUAUGUUUGAACGCAAGGAGGAUGUACCUAACUUUUUUAGACAAUCAUGGCCUUACUUCUUCCUGUUCAUGAUCUUGGAACACAUAGUCCUCAGGCUAGAGGGCAAACCAGGCAUUAGGCUCAACGAUGGUAUCACUAGCAUAUCCCAUGGAAUCCUCCAGGAGUGUGGAAGGUUGGUCUGGCGUGGUGCCGAGUCAUUUUUGUACACGUGGAUCUAUGCGAACUUUAGACUUGUGGAGCUGCCUUGGGACAGUGCUGUGACGUGGUAUGCUGCGGCAUUGGGAGUCGACUUCUGUUACUACUGGAUGCAUAGAGCUUGUCAUGAGGUCCACAUACUAUGGGCGCAGCAUCAAGUCCAUCAUACGUCUGAAGACUUCAACAUGGGCGUCGGUAUACGACAGUCGAUGCUGCAAGGAUGGUGUGGAUUUGCGUUCUACCUUCCACUGGCGCUGGUAAUUCCCCCAGCUCAGUUCGUGAUGCACCACCAGUUCAGCUACUUAUACAUGUUCUGGAUCCACACCGAAGCUAUCAAGAGCUUGGGACCUCUGGAGUACAUCCUCAACACUCCUAGCCAUCACAGAGUUCACCAUGGCAGCAACAAAUACUGUUUGGACGUCAACUACGGAGGAGUCCUCAUCAUCUGGGACCGUAUCUUCGGUACUUUUAGACCUGAGACUGACAAGAUUGAGAUCGUUUACGGUCUGAUCUACAACCAACCUUCUUUCAACCCCAUGUACUUACAGACAUUCUACAACAACUAUGUCGUUGAAAAGUUCCGUCGCAUGGACACCUGGGAGAACAAGAUAAAGGCCAUUGUCUGGGGACCUAGCUGGGAGCCUGGCACUGCUCGCCUGGGAGAUGAGGACAUGAAAUUAGAUAUUGAAAACAGAGACAAAUACGACGUGAACCUACCAGCUUGGUGCAACCUGUAUCUGGUAGCUCACUACGCCAUCGUGUUGUACGGAUUCUUCGAACUCGCUUCCAAAUAUAUGGGUAUGACGCCAGUCUCCGUACUGAUCUGUGUCUUCUACGUUAUCGCUUCCCUCACCAUCAUCGGAAUGUUGUUCGAUAACUCCAAGCACGCUUCUCUUUUGGAGGUCAUCAGAUGCUCAGCUCUGGCCUUCCUCAUCAGAAGUGUGGCGGUCACCAGCCCAGCGCUGGCCACUGCCCUCCAAACCUUCUAUGUAGCCUCAGCUAUGUUCUGGUGCUUGAACAUCCUGAAGUUCUUAGAAAUCAAGAAGACGAAGAAGGUGGAAUAAAGUCUGAUGUUCACGACUGAUUUUUGCGAUUUGAAUGUAAGAAAGACUAAAGCGAUGCAGAUGGUGGAUGGUUAUAAAUGGGAGAUGGUUUUAAAAGCAAAGAUUCAAAAGACUAGACCAGAAGAAGAUCAGACUUAAUUUGUUGUCUACUUUUAAUGACCUAAGCCGGGAUUAGGAGCCAUUUUAGAACUUAUUAUCAUAUUAAUAAUGAUGAAGAUGAUCUUUAUGUCUUUAGAGUUGAUAAUUGAUUGGCUUUUAAAACUGUAUUCUAUUCAUUUUCCAUCUAGAAGAGAAUGCUUGUGAUGUAGGAAAUAUUAUUUAAGUGCCUUUAAACGUACAAAUGAUGCAACUAUGAUUUAGCUGUAAGUAGUAAGAGAACAAUAUUUAUGUAUUGUAAUACAUUAGAACAAUAAUGUUAAUGCAAUAUGUCGUGUGGCCUAAGAGUUACUAUAGUAUAUUAUUCAAGUGAGUGACUCUUCUAGAUUAUUUCAAAGUUAUUAGUAUGUCGAUUAUUUUUGGAACAAACAGAUCAUACUUAUACUUGUAAAAUAAUGUCAGUCGAUAUUUCUAUUUUAGUUAAUUGACGUUUUUCUGGAAUAUCAAUAUUUCUAUUGAAAAAGUAAUCGGUUAUGUUAUUUUCUAAGUAAAUUAUUGCAUUAAUCAAAUGCGGUUCCGUUGAAACUCCAAAAGAAUGUUCUUUGAUUACAUAGCCAUUGAUUUAACUACAUAUAUUUUACACCGAUCAAUAGUGUUAAAAGAAACUUCGUAUAAUUUUGGCAACACAUUUCAUUGCCAAGAAAAUCUGAACGUAUUCUAGAACUGAUCACAUAAAUUACAUGCAAAAUGAAUAUUUCAUUCGCAUAAUGUACUGUUGCCUGCUUUUUAUUUAAUUAUGGAAAUGUAAGUUAACUGUAAGCACAUUAUAUAAAACAGACAGGCUUCUAAGAAGGUACUGAAAAACAACGCUAUUCUUUUUAGUACAAUUUCUUAGUAGAACUAUAGAAAAUGUAAUAUUUCUGUUUAUUACAACAUUUUAUUUACAAGUCAAAAUAGAUUUCCGUUCGUUAGUCUCGCUACACUUGAGAACGGCUGAGCCUAUUUGGCUGAUUUUCAUGUAUAUAAAUAACACUGAAUUUUCUUUCGUUAGUCUCCCUAUACUCGAGAACGGCUGAACCUAUUUGGGCUUGAAAUGUUCGUGGUACUCCAGAAAAGGUUUAAAAGGUGAGAUUUUU
Molecule: messenger RNA, 2803 nt
Organism: Spodoptera litura
Lineage: Eukaryota; Metazoa; Arthropoda; Insecta; Lepidoptera; Noctuidae
Product: alkylglycerol monooxygenase
Biological process (GO): lipid biosynthetic process
Cellular component (GO): endoplasmic reticulum
Molecular function (GO): glyceryl-ether monooxygenase activity; iron ion binding
Source: RefSeq, a predicted model, not a curated record